Molecule: messenger RNA, 876 nt
Organism: Puccinia graminis f. sp. tritici CRL 75-36-700-3
Lineage: Eukaryota; Fungi; Basidiomycota; Pucciniomycetes; Pucciniales; Pucciniaceae
Exons: 3
Coding region: 79-876 (265 amino acids)
Molecular function (GO): protein binding
Source: RefSeq, a predicted model, not a curated record
CAAGGAGCGGAUAGUCGUCUCCAAGUCAGUCCGAUCACUGCACUCAUCUGCUAGUGCACAAGCGCAAAACGUUGAUCAAUGUCCAUCCCCCUUGCUCGCACUAGAGAGGACUGGCAGAGUCGAAUAGCUGAGAUGCAAAUCGAUCGAGAUGAUCUGAACCGCCUCGUCAUGGACUAUCUGGUGAUCGAAGGAUUCAAAGACUCGGCUCAAAACUUUGCCAGAGAGUCGGGCUUGACGCCGACUGUAGACUUGGACUCAAUCGAGUACCGCAUGGGAAUUAAGAAUGCUAUCCAACGUGGUGAUGUGGACGAAGCGAUCAGCAAAGUCAACGAUCUUAAUCCAGAGAUCCUAGACCAAAACCCCGAUCUGUUCUUUCACCUUCAGCAACAGAGGAUGAUUGAGUACAUUCGGCAUGGGCAGAUCGCUGAAGCUCUCGCGUUUGCCCAACAAGAGCUGGCCCCACGAGGGGAGGAAAACCCGGUCUUUCUCAGCGAGUUGGAGCGCACUAUGGCUCUCCUAGCGUUCGACACCAGUCUCAGCGGGAAUGGGUCUAUUCCGAACAACAACCCUAAUGCACCGCCCCCACACAUCCAAGAGCUCCUCUUGCCGGCCCAGCGUCAGCGAACUGCCGGCCAGUUGAACUCGGCUAUCCUUACCUCACAGUCUCAUGGGAAAGACCCUAAGCUACCGAACCUCCUACGGAUGAUGAUUUGGGGCGACUCGCUGUUAUCUGCUCGGGCAGACUUUUACAAACCCGAUCUGUCUGACCUCCUCAACCGGACCGAAGCCGGCUCGUCUAAUACUCUCCCCACCGAGCCCCCACCGGCUCACCCAACUGCUCAUGGGGAAACCGAGAGUGGAAUGAUGAUCCUAUGA